GGGUUUCGCCGCCCUGGUGCCGGCUUCGUCGCCUGACCAUUCCUAAUUAUUACCUUUUGCACCACUUCGUGCACAAAUGCUCGAGUCGCGAGGUGUGGACUCAAUCCUGCACACCAUUCCGUAUGAUUUGGUAUCUUCUCUACCCAUUCCGAGGAACCACUGAACCACCUCAUCUGAGCUCGAAUCACCCGAUCCGGAAAACUUUCUAUCGGUACGGGGCCGGCGCUGCGCGUCACUGGCUACAAUGGAUUCUCUUCUCGGUCGCGAUUGCGGUGUUGCUCUGCUACCCGGUGUUCUUCCUCUACGACAACCCAACGGCCGGCUUUCGGAAGCUGCCGCACCACGUCUGGACAUCUGCGAAGGCGUAUGAAGGGCGUCCGGAUGUCAAAGCCGAUGUGGAAGUGCGACAGGUGUGGGUCCAUGGGAGCUAUAUGAGGGCGCUGGAAAAGGAGUUGCUGUUGGAGGCAUUGGACGUGCAAGAGCAUCUCGUCGGAGCUCCCUAUGGCAACGAUAUGGAGUCUGGCCAAGGAGUUUUCGAUGGAGCCACCGAAUUCGACAAUCCCCUGUCCCUUUCCUGGGGCAUCCACUCACCGCUGAUGUUUUGGAACUGCUCGUCCGCAGCGAUCCGGUCCGACGACGACAUCCUAGCGACCAUCAACAGCCAGAGCCAGUGCCAGACCUAUCUCAACUUCACUCUUCGACCAACCUCGGUUUUUGCGGGAAAAUUGUUCGUGAAGGACCGUCUGGCUGCAGCCGACGCGCUGGUGGUCACUUUCUUUGACCGGUCGGGGAGCGCCACCGAACAACAGUGGGAAGAGCGGAUGAAGGCUCUGGUCAACGAAUCCGCAGGGCGCUUGACCUUCUACCCUUCAGACGGGAACGUUACAGGAAGCCAGUUGUACGAGUUUACGUUUCAGCCGUUGAGUUUUAAUGACGAUUUUAUGCUUGCGGUUGCGUAUCUCUUGACGGCAGUGUACCUUACAAUCAGCCUGGGCAAUCAAAAGGCGGUUAAGAGUCGAUUUGGACUGGUGCUGGCGAUCGUCACGGAGAUCGGAGUAUCCAUUGUUGCCAGUUUCACGAUCUGCGGGUUGUUGAAAAUCGAUUUAGCACGGAUCCCGCGUGAAGUAUAUCCUUUCGUCGUUGUCAUUCUAGGUUUGGAGAAUAUGUCCGUCUUGAAUCUUGUUGUCAACUUGUAUCUGGAUUAUGUCCAUCCUAACGUUUUCAGGUUUCGUCUAAUAAAUGCCGUGUUCGCGUUGCCGCCACAAACCUCAGCUAUUGUCCGAGUUGCAAAUGCCCUUGGCGAUGUCGGGCAUCUGUCCCUAGCUGCCGCAUUUCAGAACCUCUGUGUGCUGUGGUUGCUCUCGAAAGUCGUAUCUCCUGGUGUCUCGGCCUUCUGCGCAUAUGCCGCAGUCGCCCUUAUCUUCGACUUCAUGUUCCAUUUGACCUUCUUGGUCGCAGUCCUUAGCGUCGACAUCCGGAGAAUCGAGCUUCAGGACUCGCUUGAUAAAGUUACUAUCGGCAACACACCGCCAAAACAAGGGGCGCAUGAACGGAAGUACUGGCUUGUGGAACUCUUUGCAGGCAAGCUACCGUUCAGCACUCGGAUUGCUGGGUCUGCGGUGACGAUUUGCUUCGUUUUAGCGCUUAAUGGGCAUUUUGAUUAUCCUGCCCGUCCCGCCUCAAUACUCAAGCUUGUUCGAUGGGUCUUUUCGAGCCGCAAUACAUCCCAUCCUUUGGCUCAUCCGACACCUGCUCCUAUCAACCAAGCCAGGACCCCAGCGGCAUGGCUCCGAAUGCAAGACUAUGCAACCGCGAGGGAAGUGGUGGGAUUUGUUAAGCCUGGAGGAUAUAGCUUCUUGGCCCGAGUAUAUGAUCCGUUGUUUGUGGUGCUCGCCGGAGCCAAUCGGUAUGCGGAAGUCGAGCAAAAUCACUCCAUUUUGACGACUAUCCAGGAAGCCGUAUCCGAGCAUGUCUUCCACUUCACAAUUAGUCUUGUGUUCGCCAUCGCCGUGAUAACCUUGCUGAUGAACUACUUACUGUUCAAAGAGCUCCCUGAGGAUGACUUGGAGCUCGUCGAAAUUGAGGAUCGACUCUUCACUUUCAACUCCUUGCCGAUUAUACACUCUCUAGACGUCACGAAGCUGGUCAGCUCCCGGAAAGGCCAUUUCGUUUCGAUCUCGCUUGAUCGCCUUGUAACGAUCCACAUAUACGACGUCAAAAGCGGCGAAUACAGCCAGCACGCUAUUGCCACCAUGGCCGUGGUCCCUCCUCUUUGGCCCAUCGUGGCCUGCUCGAUUGACGAUACCGGAACGUGGAUUGCCAUGUGCGCCGAGAGCGGGUCAAUUGCCAUCUGGAGCAUCCCACGGAGAGGAAUAUCUUGGAUAUGCCGACUCGAUCUCCCUCAUUUCCCCCUGUGCACCUUCCAGUUUGCAACGAUUUCGCAUGACGAUGUUGGCGCUAUCAUUCUCUUGACAGUCACACCGUCGGGCUGGCUUGUUGAAAUCGAUCCGGUGCAAUCGUCCAUUCGACCAUCUCACCGAGUCUACGACGGCCGGAUUAUUUCUUCGACUCUCAUAUCCCGGCCAUCACAGCAUCCGCGACUGCUUAUCACCACCCAGAAAGGAGAGACGCUCGUCGCAUGCAGAGACGCGAACGGUUCUUGGGGCUCCAGCCCCCUGACUACAGCUAUCAAUCCAGAUUACCGGCCACGAGCUACGGUCAGCAUCAGCGCGCUUGGGUUGUGUGCAGUCUUGGCCGCCGACAAGGUCAUCGUAUGCGAUUCUUCCACGCUGAGCGAAAUCGAAAUUCUUCAUUUCGGGAAGAUUAAAAUGUCGUCCUUCCGAUUUCUACAUUCACAGCGACGAUCGUGUCAUUCAUGUGGUGGUACGGCGGUGCACUCCAUCUGCAUCGCAUACGCCGACGCGGUCGAGGACCGUUGCAGGUUCCACACCUUCACCGCAAAGGGCGGGGAGUCUGCUCUGAUUUGUCUUCGGGACGCGACGAAUCCGUCGCAGAAGUCGUGUAAGGGCCUUGGCGAUGCAACGGAAGCCGUGCACACCAUUCCGUGCCCGGGUGCAUGGGAAGCCACCUCUGACAAGUCGCUCGUGGGAUUACGGCGAAAACCCAUGACGAACGGCGACAAGAUAGGCAGCGCUUCCACCACUUCCGCCAUGCAAUCCGAUAAAAUCCCGCUGCCUCACUCCGCCAGCGCACCGAAAUACCGCCUUCGAUCCAACAACCGCGCAGUGCUUCCGAACUCUUCUCGCAUUCUAUCGGCGCCAUGGGAAGUGUGGACGAUCUCAUCCUCUGGAGAGUUCCAAACAUCGCCGCUGAACCAGGAGGAGGGCAAAUCGAGAACCAAGCCUGUAUCUGAUGGGCUAUUUGUAUCGCGUCCCGGCCCGAUGGCACGGCUGGGAAAGUGGAGUGUCGGCGUUGGAUUUGCCAAUCAGGUGAAGAUCAUAAGCCUGGGUCCUGAGAAGUCGAUCGUUGAAGAGGAUGAUUACGUGGAUGCGUCGGCGACGGUGAAGUGGCGGCGACGGAAUCCUUCGAAGAAGACGGCAUGAUCAUGACAUGGUGGGAAUUUGAAUUCGUUUAUGUAGCGGGGGUGUUUUUAGGAUCUAGGUUGGCGGAGGUCUUCUACUCAGUUGGGUUCGCUCUGGGCUUUGGGUAUAGAACAU
Eremomyces bilateralis CBS 781.70 is the source of this 3677-nucleotide messenger RNA. RefSeq lists its product as uncharacterized. Gene Ontology annotation, cellular component: endoplasmic reticulum membrane; Golgi membrane. Bases 123 to 3563 code for a protein of 1146 amino acids. NCBI's taxonomy places the organism in Eukaryota, Fungi, Ascomycota, Dothideomycetes, Eremomycetales, Eremomycetaceae. The record is from RefSeq and is a predicted model, not a curated record. Gene Ontology annotation, biological process: SREBP signaling pathway. The transcript is spliced from 3 exons. Gene Ontology annotation, molecular function: sterol binding; protein binding.